Populus nigra (black poplar) is the source of this 2357-nucleotide messenger RNA. RefSeq names its product L-type lectin-domain containing receptor kinase SIT2-like. The record is from RefSeq and is a predicted model, not a curated record. Gene Ontology annotation, biological process: protein phosphorylation. The coding region runs from base 80 to 2110 and encodes 676 amino acids. Gene Ontology annotation, cellular component: plasma membrane. The transcript has a single exon. Gene Ontology annotation, molecular function: ATP binding; protein kinase activity; carbohydrate binding. NCBI's taxonomy places the organism in Eukaryota, Viridiplantae, Streptophyta, Magnoliopsida, Malpighiales, Salicaceae.
GAAGACUUUAACGUUGCUCUACUGUUUUCUUUUACCUAUGUGUAUCUGAAGAAGCAAAAACAAUCUUCUGCACGUUCUGAUGGUGACUUCAUCGUUCAAAUCAUUGCACUUUCUACUCGGCCUGUUUGUUUCCUUGAAGCUCUUGGCCUUAGCUCAAGAGGAAAACCAGUUCAUCUAUCAUGGCUUCACUGGAGCCAGCCUGCUCCUCAGCGAGAUUGCAAACAUCCAUCCAAAUGGUCUCUUAGAGCUGACAAACACUUCAAAACGGAUAAUUGGCCGGGCUUUCUUCCCAUUCCCUUUUCAGUUCAACACAUCUUUAUUCAACAAUUCUCGGUCUCUCUCAUUCUCUACCCAGUUUGCGUUUGCCAUGGUUCCUGAGCUGCCUACACUUGGUGGCCAAGGCAUGGUCUUCACAAUCUCUCCAUCUGUGGACUUCACAGGGGCUUUGGCAACUCAGUACCUUGGAAUCCUCAAUUCUACAAGCAAUGGCCUGUCUUCAAACCAUCUAUUGGCAGUUGAGCUGGAUGCAGUUCCAAGCCCGGAUCUUAAAGAGAUCAAUGACAGCCACGUUGGAAUUGAUGUAAACAGCUUGAUAUCCAUUGAAUCUGCUCCGGUGACCUACUUUUCAGAUGAGGAAAAGGAGAAUAAGAGCUUGACUCUCACAAGUGGUCAUGCGAUGCACGUGUGGAUAGAUUAUGAUGAAGUAGAGAAGCUACUCAAUGUUACAGUUGCUCCUGUCACAAGAACAAAACCAACCUUGCCUCUCUUGUCAACAUCUCUCGAUCUUUCUUCUGUUAUGUUGGAUUCUAUGUACGUUGGUUUUUCUGCAUCUACUGGAGCAGUGGCUAGCAGCCACUAUAUUCUGGGGUGGAGCUUCAACAGAGGCGGACAAGCUCAAAGUCUUGACGUGUCAAAGCUGCCUACACUUCCUCCUCAAAGAAAAUCAAGAAAGAAACCAUAUUUAAGAAUUGCGGUCCCAACAAUAACAGCAAUCAUUUUGCUGGUAGCAAUCUCUGGUGAUGUUUGUAUAAUAAGGCGGAAGAAAUAUGAAGAACUGCGCGAAGAUUGGGAACAGGAAUAUGGUCCUCAAAGAUUCUCCUACAAGGAUUUAUACAAAGCAACCAAGGGUUUCUCAGACAGUGAGUUGCUGGGAUGUGGGGGUUUCGGAAAGGUUUACAGAGGAGUAUUGCCUUCUUCCAAUAUGCAAGUCGCGAUCAAGAAAGUAUCCCAUGAUUCCAGGCAAGGUACUAAAGAAUUCGUUGCUGAGAUUGUUAGCAUGGGGAGGCUGAGGCACAGGAACUUGGUCCAGCUCUUCGGGUAUUGCCGGCGAAAGGGAGAGCUCCUCUUGGUCUAUGAUUAUAUGCCCAAUGGAAGCCUUGAUAAACUCCUAUUUCGCAAUGACACACCCAGCCUUAAUUGGGCUCGGCGAUAUCAAAUCAUCAGGGGAGUUGCGUCUGCCCUUCUUUACCUCCAUGAAGAGUGGGAACAGGUUGUUCUGCAUAGAGAUGUGAAAGCUAGCAAUGUUCUAUUAGAUGCCGAUCUUAACGGACGGAUAGGAGACUUUGGUCUAGCUAAGUUUCAUGACCAUGGAUCAACUCCUCAAACAACCAAAGUGGUUGGAACAGUUGGAUAUCUUGCACCAGAGAUUACUAGAACAGGAAAGUCAACUACCUGCAGCGAUGUUUUUUCUUUUGGGACAUUUAUGCUCGAAGUAGCAUGUGGAAGGAGGCCUGUAGAGUCAGAAAGACCACCUGAGGAGGUUGUUCUGGUUGACUGGGUACUUGAAUGCUGGAAAAGAGGUGCCAUUCUAUGGACAGUUGAUCCUAGAUUUGAAGGUAACCACGUUGAGGAAGAAAUGGAGUUGGUCUUGAAGCUAGGCCUGCUCUGUACACAUCGCACUCCGGCAGCCAGACCUAGCAUGAGGCAAGCGAUGCAAUAUCUGGAUGGAAAUGCCACUUUACCUGAUUUACCACUGCACGGUGCUGGAAUCGGUUUAGUUCCAGUUAGCAAUGAAGCAUCUAGAGAGCAUGUUUUAACAAUCCCUAUAUCAUCAGAUGGAAUUUCUUCCUAUUCCUUGUCCGACUCUGAUUCAAUCCUCAGUGGUCGUUGAACCAGCAAUGCUUCAUGGAGGAUUGAUUACGUAAAUAUGUACAUUAAGACUUGUUCGAUGUGAAAUAUAGAGGAAAGGUGCCGCAGAAUUUUUAAGAUUGUAGCAUUUGUGUAAUUUUUUUCCAACCACUUAUAUCUUGUGAGUUGUUACCAUAAAACAGCCGCCCUCCCUGCAGAUCGUGAACCCAGAGGCAAGGAGGGCUUGUAGGAGUUAUUCAAUUGUGUUAAAAUUAUAUAGUUCGAUUAUU